AUGCAAUUAUCACAUCUCAUUUUUGCCGCUGCCACAGCCGGGUUCGUUGUUGCAGCGCCGGUUACCACCAGUCCCGACCCAAAUAACUUCAGUAUCCUUGGCUCCGUCAUCUUCGGCCGCCACAACGAUCGUGUGAUUAAGCCUGCAAAGAUCCUCACUCCGCUCGGCUCGAAGAACCAGUUCAACGCUGGGAACUACUAUCGCCAGCGCUACUUUGGGUAUGACGGUGCGACGCCCGUCGAGACCAACCGCAAGCUCCCUGGGGCGAACCCUUACGGCGUCUACAUCGCCGGGGACAUCUACACCGAAUCGAUCACGUCGCUGCAGCCCAUUUACUUCCUGCACGUGGCCUUUCUUCAGGGACUCUACCCGCCCACGGUCGAGAUCGACAAAGUGCAACUGCUCAAUAACCUCAUGAACGCAAACUUGAGUGACGGAACCGCGGUGUCUGCGCCUCUCGGCGGGUACCAGUACGUGCAACUGAACCUACUUGCGGACGGCGCGCCAGAUGAGAUCUGGACUAAUGGUGCGAGUGGGUGUCCGGUGUUUACCAAUGCCACCAACUUGGUACUUACAUCUGACGCUUUCAAACAGGUCAACGCGUCUACGUGGGACUUCUACCAGUCGCUCUACGACUUACUUCCGAACUUGGAGGACGGCAGCGACGACGUCAAGGAGUUUUCCAAGUGGCAGUUGAACUUUGGCAAUGCCGAAGCCGUCCAGGAUUUUAUCAACGUCAACUCCAUCCACAACGAAACCCUUGCCAAGAACUGGAACCUGUCGCUCAUCCAACAAGUUUCGGUGUUGAACGACCGCUACCAGUGGAUGAUUGCACAUGCGGAUGACGCGGCGCUUCUGCAACAGCUUGCGAUCGGCGCGCGCGCAUUGUUGGGACAUGUGAGCGUCUUGCUCAAUUCAUCUGCGACCGCUAAACCCCAUCUCAACUACCUCACUGGCAGUUUUAACGUGAUGUACCAGCUCUACGGCUUGAUGAAAAUGGACUCUCAAUCGGUUAAUUUCACGGGAAUGCCGGCCUACGGUGCCCAAAAUGUCUGGGAGUUGCUUGUGGAUAAUAAUACAAAUUCAACCUACGUCCAGUUCUUGUUCCGUAAUGGCACUGGCGACGAAGUUCCGUUGACCGCCUGGCCGAUGUUUGGCUCCAGCAGCAACUUUAUGCUCUGGGAUGACUUUAUGCUGAACGUGGCAAAUGUUAAUGGCAUUUCCAGUUUGGACAAUUGGUGUGAUGUCUGCUCGUCCAAUGAGAAUUUCUGUGUGCCGUAUUCCGACACCUACGAGGAUGCCGUAGACUUGGUCCAUAAUGGAGUUAAUUUGACGGCUGUGGAGAAGGGCGACUACCGUACAUUGGGUAUUCUGAAGGGCUUGAGUAACGUUAGUGCUGGGGGUAUUGGCGCUGGUGUGACCUUGGGCGUUGUGGCGCUUCUCGCCGUGCUUGCAUGGGUUGUGAGGGGAGUUAUUGGAAAACCCGUGCCAAAGGAUACCCCAGUUGCGUUGAACGAUUUGUAUUCCGACAGGGGUGUGGGAGGUAGCACUAACGGAGAGAGUUUGGUGAGUAACAACGAGCAUAGUAUGUUAAAGGAGGCGGAGAGUCACGGGGAAGGUGGGAUCCAAUUACUCGAUUAG
Molecule: messenger RNA, 1641 nt
Organism: Babjeviella inositovora NRRL Y-12698
Lineage: Eukaryota; Fungi; Ascomycota; Pichiomycetes; Serinales
Exons: 1
Coding region: 1-1641 (546 amino acids)
Biological process (GO): dephosphorylation
Molecular function (GO): phosphatase activity
Source: RefSeq, a predicted model, not a curated record